This is a messenger RNA of Cavenderia fasciculata, 1614 nucleotides long. RefSeq names its product chaperonin containing TCP1 epsilon subunit (gene cct5). Gene Ontology annotation, cellular component: chaperonin-containing T-complex. Gene Ontology annotation, molecular function: ATP binding; ATP hydrolysis activity; ATP-dependent protein folding chaperone. The transcript has 4 exons. Lineage: Eukaryota; Evosea; Eumycetozoa; Acytosteliales; Cavenderiaceae. Bases 1 to 1614 code for a protein of 537 amino acids. Gene Ontology annotation, biological process: protein folding. The record is from RefSeq and is a predicted model, not a curated record.
AUGAGUUUAGUAUUUGAUGAAUAUGGACGUCCUUUUAUUAUCAUUCGUGAUCAAGGAGCAAAGGAUCGUUUAAAGGGUAUUGAAGCACAAAAGUCACAUAUUCUUGCAGCAAAGACUAUUGCCAAUAUCAUGAAAUCAUCACUCGGCCCAAAGGGUAUGGACAAGAUGAUCGUUUCACCAGACGGCGAUGUCACUGUCACCAACGACGGUGCCACCAUUCUCCAAAAUAUGUCGGUCGACAAUCAAAUCGGCAAGCUCAUGGUACAGCUAAGCAAGUCACAAGACGAUGAAAUCGGUGAUGGUACUACCGGUGUCGUCGUACUCGCUGGUUCCUUACUCGAACAAGCCGAAUCUCUCAUCGAAAAGGGUAUUCAUCCAAGUCGUAUCUCUGAAGGUUACGAAGUAGCUUGUCGUAUCGCCGUCAAGCACCUUCAAUCAAUCUCUGAUACUAUCGAAUUUGAUAAGGAAAACAUUGAACCAUUAGUUCAAACUGCUAUGACUUGUUUAGGUUCAAAGAUUGUCAAUCGUUAUCAUCGUCAAAUGGCUGAAAUUGCUGUCAAGGCUGUAUUAUCAGUUGCCACUUUGGAGAGAAAGGAUGUAAACUUUGAAAAUAUUAAAUUGGAAGGAAAGGAAGGUGGUAAAUUGGAAGACACCCAACUCAUCAACGGUAUCAUCAUUGACAAGGGUAUUUCACAUCCACAAAUGCCAACUGAAAUUAAAGACGCUAAAAUUUGUUUACUCACUUGUCCAUUUGAACCACCCAAACCAAAGACCAAGAAUACAUUGGAAAUUACAAACGCAGAGGAUUUCAAAAAGUUGAGUGACCUUGAAAAACAAUAUUUCAUCGAUAUGGUUAAAAAGGUAAAGGAUACUGGUGCCAACUUGGUCAUUUGUCAAUGGGGUUUCGAUGAUGAAGCCAAUCAUUUAUUACUUCAAAACAAUUUGCCAGCCGUCAGAUGGGUUGGUGGUCUCGACCUCGAAAAGAUUGCCAUGGCUACUGGUGGUCGUAUCGUUGCUCGUUUCGAAGAUGUCUCUGCCGACAAGUUGGGUCGUGCAGGUCUCGUCAAGGAAAUCGGUUUUGGUACUACCAAGGAUCGUUACUUGAGUAUUGAACAAUGUCCAAAUACCAAUGCUGUCACUAUUUUCGUUCGUGGUGGUAACAAAAUGAUUGUUGACGAAGCAAAGAGAAGUAUUCAUGACGCAUUAUGUGUUACACGUAAUUUAAUUAGAGAUAAUAGAGUUGUUUAUGGUGGUGGUUCAUCUGAUAUUUCAUGUGGACUCAAGAUUUCAUCGAUGGCAGACGAGAUUGCAACCAUUGAACAAUACGCCGUCCGUGCUUUUGCCGAUGCCCUCGACGCCAUUCCAUUGGCCUUGGCUGAAAACAGCGGUCUCCCACCCAUUGAAACCUUGGCCACCGUCAAGUCUGAACAAAUCAAACAAAAGUCAGCACUCUUGGGUAUUGACUGCAACCGUAGAGACACCAUCAAUAUGAAGGACCAACAUGUAUUCGACACACUCCCAGGAAAGAGCCAACAAUAUAUUUUGGCAUCACAAGUUGUUAAAAUGAUCCUCAAGAUUGAUGAUAUUAUCACUUUGAACGCUCAAGAAGAAUAA